This is a messenger RNA of Artibeus jamaicensis (Jamaican fruit-eating bat), 2409 nucleotides long. RefSeq names its product solute carrier family 26 member 3 (gene SLC26A3). The transcript has 20 exons. The record is from RefSeq and is a predicted model, not a curated record. Gene Ontology annotation, cellular component: membrane. Lineage: Eukaryota; Metazoa; Chordata; Mammalia; Chiroptera; Phyllostomidae. Gene Ontology annotation, biological process: transmembrane transport. Bases 51 to 2312 code for a protein of 753 amino acids. Gene Ontology annotation, molecular function: oxalate transmembrane transporter activity; bicarbonate transmembrane transporter activity; secondary active sulfate transmembrane transporter activity.
CACAUCGUUCCAAAGGUCUUCCACUUACCACAGCCUUCAAAAGAAGCAAAAUGAUCGAGCCCAUUGGGAAUCAGUACAUUGUGGCCAGGCCAGUGUAUUCUGCAAAUGCUUUUGGGGAAGAACAUAAGAAGAAACACAGAUAUCAUAAGACAUUUCUGGAUCAUCUCAAAGUGUGUUGUAGCUGUUCUACAGAAAAGGCCCGGAAAAUUGCCCUCUCUUUGCUCCCCAUAACAUCUUGGUUACCAGCAUACCGGGUAAAGGAGUGGCUACUCAGUGACAUUGUUUCUGGAAUCAGCACAGGGGUGGUGUGUGUUCUGCAAGGUUUAGCAUAUGGUCUGCUGGUCAACAUCCCUCCACGUUAUGGGUUAUAUGCAGCCUUUUUCCCAGUCAUAGUCUACUUUUUCUUGGGGACUUCUAGACACAUAUCUGCGGGUCCUUUUCCAGUUCUGAGUACCAUGAUGGGAGUAACAGUUGCAAGAUUAACCCCCGAUUCCUUUAAUGACUCAAUGAGUAAUGAGACAUCACUAGAUGACUAUAAGGUGAUGGUGGCUGCAACGGUCACAGUUUUUUCUGGAAUCAUUCAGUUGCUGAUGGGGGUUCUGCAGAUCGGAUUCAUGGUGGUAUAUCUAUCUGAAUCCCUAAUCAGUGGUUUCACCACAGCUGCCGCUGUUCAUGUUUUGGUUUCCCAACUCAAAUUUAUUUUUCAGCUAAAUGUCCUUUCAUACACUGAUCCAUUUUCAAUUUUUAAAGUACUAAAUUCCAUAUUCACACAAAUAGAGAAGACUAAUAUUGCAGACCUUGUGACAGCCUUGAUUAUCCUCUUCAUUUUAUUUGUGGUCAAAGAAAUAAACCAGUGCUACAAAGACAAGCUUCCAGUGCCCAUCCCCAUUGAAUUCAUCCUGACUGUGAUCGCAACAGGUGUGUCCUAUGGUUUUGACUUCAGAAACAGGUUUAAUGUGACUGUGGUUGGGGAGAUGGAAAGUGGAUUUCAGCCACCUAUCACACCUGACAUGACGAUUGUCCAAGAAACCAUCGGAGAUAGUUUCAGCAUUGCAAUCGUUGGCUUCGCAGUGGCUUUUUCGAUCUCCACAGUCUAUUCCCUCAAACAUGAUUAUCCAAUUGAUGGCAAUCAGGAGUUAAUAGCCUUGGGUUUGGGUAACAUACUCACCGGAUCAUUCAAAGGAUUUGCCUCAAGUACCGCCCUCUCCAGGUCAGCGAUUCAGGAGAGUACUGGAGGCAAAACACAGGUUGCUGGGAUUCUCUCUGCUGUCAUUGUGCUGAUUGUCAUUAUGGCCCUCGGAUUUCUUCUGGAGCCUCUGCAAAAGUCUGUCCUGGCAGCUUUAGCUCUUGGAAACUUAAAGGGAAUGCUGAUGCAGUUCACGGAAAUACGAAGAUUGUGGCAAAAGGAUAAGUAUGAUUGUCUGAUUUGGAUCGUGACCUUCAUCUUUGUCAUUGUCCUGGGACUUGCUUUAGGCCUGGCUGCUAGCGUGGCAUUUCAGCUCCUGACCAUCGUGUUCAGGACCCAAUUUCCAAAAUGCAGCACGUUGGCUAAUGUUGGAAGGAGCAACAUCUACAAGAAUAAAAAAGAUUACUCUGAUAUGUAUGAACUGGAAGGAGUGAAAAUUUUCAGAUGCCCAUCUCCUAUUUACUUUGCAAACAUUAAUUUCUUUAAGCAGAAACUUAUUGAUGCUGUUGGCUUUAGUCCACUUCGAAUUCUACGGAAGCGCAACAAAGCUAUGAAAAAGAUCCGAAAACUGCAGAAGAAAGGCCUGCUACAAGUGACACCAAAAGGAUUUAUAUGCACCAUUGAUGAUGGCUUGAAAGAUUCUGAUGAAGAGCUGGACAACAAUCAGAUAGAAGAACUGAAUCAGCCAAUCAACACCACAGACCUGCCCUUCCAAAUAGACUGGAAUGCUAAUCUUCCUCUCAACAUUGUGGUUCCUAAAAUUGAACUGCAUAGCCUUAUUCUUGAUUUUUCAGCAGUGUCGUUUCUUGAUGUUUCUUCAAUGAGGGGUCUCAAAACGAUUUUGCAAGAAUUUAUCAGGAUCAAGGUAGAUGUAUAUAUUGUUGGAACUGAUGAUGAUUUCAUUGAGAAGCUUGCACGCUGUCAAUUUUUUGAUGAUGAAGUCAAGGACUCAAUAUUUUUCCUAACAAUCCAUGAUGCUGUUUUACAUAUUUUGAUGAAAAAGGAUUACAGUACUUCAAAGUUUAAUUCCAGUCAGGAAAAUGAUAGAAAAUUUGAUUUCACCAUACAUACAAAUGGAGGAUUACGUAAUCGAGAAUGUAGGGUAUCAGUUGAGACGAAAUUCUAAUCAAUAUAUAAUUCAGAGGGAUUCUCAUUGGACUGCUACAUAAAGAACAACUUGAUACCCAGAAAGUUAUUGAUAAAUUCAUACAUUGUAUGAAGAA